AAACACAAAUUGUGGUUCAAAAAAAUAAAAACAAACUGCAAUAGUUACUAGAAAAACGCGUUUUUUCCCAUUUAGUCUAACGUAAAUACGUAAAAAUCGCGCCUGUAGUGCUAGGGAACGCGUGAAGAAGUGUUUUUCUUUUGUGUUUUUCCCGAAAAACUUCGAUUCGGAUAUUUACCUGGUAGUCAGCACACCAGCAAGCAUCGACGACGACGACGUUGUGUCGUAAUAAUAAAUAUAAAUACAAAAAGAGAAGAAAUAUCUGUGUGCAAGUGACGGCUCGAAAGCAAGAAUAAAAGUGCGAAAAUUACGCUUUUCGUGAUUUUGCGAGGAAAAAGUAGCGCGGACCUCAAACGCAACCAUAGUGAACAAUAUAUAAAAUUUUUUCGGAAACCCUUGUGCAAUAAUAAUAAAAAAAAGGCGAAAAAAUCGCAGCAAGAAAUGUCACGUCGCUGAGCAUCGCGCGCCGUGACUCGACGAAGAACCCACACACUCCCACGACAUUCGACGACGCGUUGUCCAGCCAUCGAUAGAACAUCAUCUAGGAUUAAAAGCCUUUUUGGUUUUAGCUAAAUAUCUCUCUCUCUUCGUGUGUGUGUGUGUGUGUAUAUAUGUGCGUGUUCGUGCAUCGAUAGAGCAGCAGCAGCCCAAGUUGUGGUAAUAGUUGUACGUAUGUCGUGUCUUCUGUCGGUUGUUGUUUAGACACAAAAAAAAAACGCAAAAUGUUAGCUGCCCUGAAUGCACUCAACGAGAUACAAAAUGAGAGUGAAACGGACAAUUUCAAGCAGCAGCAGCAACAAAAUCAGCAAAAUCAACAACAACAGCAGCAACAACAGCAACAGCAGCAGCAGCAGCACCUUCAGGAAAAUGACAUGUAUGCCCCAUCGAUGGGUGAUCCGUCACAGUUUAAGCAAUCGCAUGCCAUGCAAAAUAGCCAUGACACCGUAGGACAUCCAUCACAGCAACAACAACAACCUUCGCAGCAACCGCCGGACAUGCACAGCAACAAUCUUCCCAUCAAACAUGAGCAGCAUUACGGAACGCUUCCCCCACGAAACCCCAUGGAAGUGAGUGAGCAAGAGAAGGAAGCCUUGCACCAGUAUCGCGUCCAACCCAAAUACGAAAAUAAUAGCAAUAUGAUCAAAAAUGAGUAUAAGAACAACCUAGGUUACGAUAUGGGCAUGGAAGCGAUGAUGCAACAGCAACAACAACAACAACAACCACAAAGACCGAAUAAUAAUUAUGGCUAUAUGCAUCAUCCGGGCAUGAAUCAUCAUAGUCAGUCACCUGGCAUGGUGGAACAACAACAACAACAACCGCAAGCGGAUAAACCUAACUACGUUAAUAAUCAGCAAAUGCAGCAAGUGCAACAUCGCCAGACGCCCAAUUAUAACGAUUACAUGGGUAGACAGGCGGCUGUCAACAAUGGAAUGCCAAUGCCGGGUCAACGGUACCCCGGAAUGAUGGAAGAUCCCUACAACUUUGUUGACGAAGACGAUUCAAUGCAAAAACCGCUUCAAGGUGGUCCUCCAAUGCAUCCCUUCACGCCAAAUGGCUACAAUAUGUCGCAACCGCCACCACCGCAGCAUCCCGCAAUGGCCGAUUACAGCAAUCCGCUGCAGCAGCAGCAGCAACAACAGCAACAACAACCGCCAGCAGCAAUUGCCGCGACACAACCCGAUAAAAGUGCCAAGAAGCGGGGGCGUAAAAAGAAGGGCGAUGAGAUAAGCAAUACUCCGAUUAAUGGUCAACAACAGCAACAACCGCAACAGCAGCAACAACAACAGCCUGGAAAUCCCGAACAAGCACUCGCAGUGCCACGACCUGUGAAGGAGAGAAAAAAGCACGAUAGAUUCAAUGGGAUGCCGGAAGAAGAUGUGAUCAAAAAGACGUUGCCGGAUCAUAUUACGGAGAAUUUGGAUAUUAUCAUAAUCGGCAUCAAUCCAGGUUUGUUUGCCGCUUACAAGGGUCACCAUUACGCCGGUCCCGGCAAUCAUUUUUGGAAAUGUUUGUACUUAUCGGGCCUCACGCCCGAACAAAUGACGGCCGAAGAGGAUUACAAGUUGCUUAAUUGGGGAAUUGGCUUCACGAAUAUGGUAUCGCGUCCCACAAAGGGAAGUGCCGACUUGACGCGAAAAGAAAUAAAAGACGGUAGUUUGAUACUGCUAGAAAAAAUCAAGCGUUUCCGGCCUAAAAUCGCCGUCUUCAACGGAAAACUCAUCUUCGAAGUGUUUUCUGGCAAGAAAGACUUUAAUUUUGGCAAGCAACAGGAAUUAGUGGAAGGAACCAAUACAUAUAUGUGGGUGAUGCCUUCGUCAAGUGCUAGAUGCGCUCAGUUACCACGUGCAGCGGAUAAAGUGCCAUUUUACAUGGCGCUGAAAAAGUUCCGUGACUACCUGAAUGGCCAUUUGGACCAUUUGGAUGAAUCAGAGGUUGUGUUCGAUGAUCCGAAGUAUAAAAAUUGUCACGAAAGUGAGCCAAAGCCGGAUGUCCCGAUUCAAUAUGGGCCCGAUGGCUUACCCAUAGACGAUGGCAAGAAGAAACGCGGAAGACCGAAGAAGAAUAAGGCAUUGGAGGCGGCACAAGCAGCUGCAGCAGCAGCGGGAACGGCAACAAACCCCAAUAACGACAUGAGUAUACCAACGAAUGUUGCCGGCGGUGAUGAAAAUAGUAGCAAUAAACAACAAUUAAUGGCUAGUAAUAGUAGUAAUAGUGUAAAUAGUCAAGUUAUGUGCAACGAGCUAGGUCAGAAUAACGGUCAAAUGAUGCAGGGAAUGAUGCCAGGUGCAACAUUUGACAUGUCAAAGAAGAAGCGCGGGCGACCGAAGAAGCAAAAGGGCAUGGAUGGUGCCGCAUUUACGCCGAAUCAGCAACCGUCGCAACCGAAGGCGAAACAGACGAAGAAACAAGCUCAACAAAGUACUCCGCCAAUGCCGCCACAAACGAAUCUCAGUAUGCAACCGCAAGCAACACAACAAUCACAGCAGCAACAGCAGCAGCAACAACAACCGCCCCAAACUCAUUUCAACUCGCAAAACUUCAAUAUGAUGCAUAACCCGGUGGAUACAUUGACGCCACCGCCGUCCGUAGGCUACGCGCAAAACAGCAUGGGCUACAACGGGACCUCCAUCAAAGGGCAUCCCGGCUAUCAACAGAGCCCGCAGCCAAAUUCGCAGUGUUAUUCGACGCCAUCGGACAUGUCUUCCGAUAUUUCGGGCGCCACAAUCACGAACGAACACAACAGUCCGACGACAGCGACGACGCCCAUUGACUUUAAUCCGGCCUCGAAUGACAACAACACGAACGAAUGUCGUUUCUCGAGUCCGGCCUCAACGAUAAGCGAACAACAAUCUCACAACAUGAAUCCACAUCGGCAUCAAACCCCGCUGGACAUGAACUAUCAAUCGUCGCCAUAUAGCACGCCAAACAGAAAUCAGACUCCGAAUGGCGGCAUUAACGAGCAACCACCGCCCAGUGGUCCGCAUUACGGCAAUUACACCAGUGAUCAGCACUUGAGUCAGCAAUAUGCAUUGAAACAACAUCACAGUCCCAGUUUCUCGCCACAUCUGAUAAGCAAUAAUCCGGGUGCUCGAAAUUCGCCGCAAUCACACAAAAUGCCGUCGCAGCAGCAGCAGCAACAAGCGCCGCCCCCUCCGCAAGGCAACAACACAACCACGAAGGAAUACGGAAGCAACACAAACACGGAUGUCGCCACCAAAAGUCUGUCGGGUCUCGAGUCGUUAGUGAACGAAAUUCCCACAGAAUCGGAACGUUUGUCACACCAAUCCGCCUCCGAUUACGCUCUAAAAUCCGAGGCAUCGGCUCUGCUCUCCGACCAACUUGCUCAAUACUCGUCAAAUCCACACACGGAUCCCUACAAUCCCUAUUCAACCCAUGCGAGUCUCUCGUCAGCUGCUGUCUCGUCCGCCAGUAGUUUCGUCAGCUCCGUGCCAUCACAAUUUUCGAGUAGCAGUCAUUAUGCGGCAGCAGCUGCCGGUAGUAUCGCAAAUCCCACACCCUCUUCCUACAACAUGUCAAGUCCCUUUUCCGUGAACAACUUGCUGACGCCAAAUCACAGCUACAAUGCGGCAGCAGCAGCUGCCUAUGCGAAAGCAGGUCCUCCAGCUCCGCCGCCGCCCGGGCAUCCGCACUUGACACCCACAAAUCAUCUCUUUAUGGAACCACCGCACAUGCCAGUCGCCAUGUUUCCCUACACGCAGCAACCCUCCUACACAUAUCCGUCGGCCGCCCCGCAUCCGUCUCUGCUGAAUCCUUCCUAUCCGCAUCCCUAUUCGCCCUACAGCAAUCCCGGCUUCACGUCGCAUCACAUGUUCGACCGAUUCUGAUUUUUGUUUUAGUUCAGCAGUCAUCCCACGAGCACGUAAGAAUGUCGUUUUUAAGUUUAAAUCUUGUUUUUUUGUUGCCAUAUUACUUUUUUAUAAUGACAUUUUUUUUAAUUUAUAAAAAAUAACUUAGGUUAAAUGAGUAGCAAUUGCUACUCAAUGAAAACGAAUGAAAAGCGACUGAUUUUUUUUUGUGUUGUUCACAAAUUGUUUGAGCAUCCCAUGUCAAUUUUUUUUUGUUGUAAAGAACAAAGCUCGAAUGAGUUUCACAUAAAAGACAUAAAUAAAUAAUUUAAUAAAAUACU
Molecule: messenger RNA, 4648 nt
Organism: Culicoides brevitarsis
Lineage: Eukaryota; Metazoa; Arthropoda; Insecta; Diptera; Ceratopogonidae
Gene: Tdg
Exons: 7
Coding region: 723-4346 (1207 amino acids)
Biological process (GO): base-excision repair, AP site formation
Cellular component (GO): nucleus
Molecular function (GO): DNA binding; pyrimidine-specific mismatch base pair DNA N-glycosylase activity; uracil DNA N-glycosylase activity
Source: RefSeq, a predicted model, not a curated record